AUGACUGACGGACUGACCAGUCGCGAGUUAGCUAUCCCCGAACCUCAGUGGUUAAGGGCGGUGAGAACUUGGCGCCACCCAGCAGCCUCGCGUGCUCCUUACGUUCGUCUGGGUCCCCGCCGCUCCCGUUCUCUUGUGGGAAGCAGAAAGUCCAAGUUUAAACUGCCACCGCACGCGCGCUUUCCCUCCUGCUCCUGCCUCAACGCUGUUCGUUCGAAGAGGAGCAGAACAGCUUCCGCUCCCCACCUUGGCGGCCACCACUUGUCACAGCCGAAAGAAGAGGUUGGGAAGAAGAGAGGGAGGGGCGCCGUCAAGGAGCAGAGCUUUUCUAACGUAGUACUCAAAGAACCACUUUAUUGGGCAUCGGAGUGGGAAGGAGGAAGAGCGCAUGCACUUGUCCCUCAGGCGACCAACCCACUGAAAAAAACGAAGUCUUGGAGCCAAUCAAAAGGCGCGGGGGAUACUGACGUACAUGUAGCAAAAUACAAUUCUUGGAGCAAAGAACCAAAAUGGCAAUGGCUACACAUAAUGAGCUCAAAAACCUUAACGAGAUAUGGACUACAAAAGAUGGCAAGAAGCGUGGCAUCUGAAUUUGGCUGCCGAGAGCUUUCACCACACUCCAGUUUUCUUUCUUCAAUAAAUAGCCAGCUUUUUGUCAUCAUCAUCAUCUAUCCUACUUUAGACCUAUGCAAAGACCCAGCUCUCUGGAGAAGGCUCUAAUGCUGGAAAAGAAGGAAAGGGAUGAAGAGGAUGAUCAACAGCAAGGUGGAUAGAUUCAGUUAUCCCAAGUGCACCAUUGGGAGACUUGAAAGAACAAGUUAGGGAUAGAGCAUUGUGGAAAAAAACUGGUUGCUAGAAAUGAAAAUAAUUUAAUAGCACAUAAUCACUCUACUGAUGAACAAUUCUGGAGAAAUCAAAAGCUUCCCAUGCUCUCGACCUUUGGAUUAGCCUGAUAAAUGUGUGUGUGUGUGUGUGUGUAACCAAUUCACAUUUUUGGGGAGUUUCUUUCACUUAACAUUAGUUCCACUUGACAAUUUGAAGCUAAAUUUUGAUAAAAUAGAGGAGCAGAAAUUGCUAGGUUUUUUCAUCCUAGCAGAGCUAUAGAUAAUCCUAGUUGCAAUUUGCAACUAUCAAAGAGCAUUCAAAGAGCCUAAUUUGAAUGUUUAUAACUUUUUUCCGUUACCUAUCAAGUUACGGAUAUCCACAAUGAGAAUUACUGUAAAAGUCAAAAUGGCAGCUGCAACCAUGGGCUUGAAAGCUUAUCCUUUUUUUAUAUGCAUUGCAUGACUUUUUGUCCUCUUCUACACAUAGACUGGAUCAAAUGCAAAUCCUGUGGGUCUUGUUUUACUAUUUCCUGCUGCAUUCUUGGUUUUAUUUACAAUUUUGCUGAAAUAUUCUGCAUAAUUCAAAAGCUUAUACUGUAUGCUGUUUGAUUAUGUUUAAUUGACUUAAAACAAUUUGAAAUUAAUUCUUAUAGUUAAUCUUAGCUUGUUCCAUGCUUACCUUAGCAUGGAGUAAGAGAUCAGUCUCAGUAUAGUUUUGUUCAACAUUUUUUUCCCAUUGAAUCUGGAUUUUCUUCAAAAUGUCAU
This is a messenger RNA of Pantherophis guttatus, 1589 nucleotides long. The record is from RefSeq and is a predicted model, not a curated record. NCBI's taxonomy places the organism in Eukaryota, Metazoa, Chordata, Lepidosauria, Squamata, Colubridae.